Messenger RNA from Clupea harengus (Atlantic herring), 2040 nucleotides. It is a transcript of the gene cxxc1b, whose product is annotated as CXXC finger protein 1b. NCBI's taxonomy places the organism in Eukaryota, Metazoa, Chordata, Actinopteri, Clupeiformes, Clupeidae. The record is from RefSeq and is a predicted model, not a curated record. Gene Ontology annotation, molecular function: zinc ion binding; DNA binding. Gene Ontology annotation, cellular component: Set1C/COMPASS complex. Gene Ontology annotation, biological process: positive regulation of DNA-templated transcription.
CCGGUUCCCAAAGCUAUUCAUUGUUUAGCUAUCUAGCUUUCAAAUGAAGACUGAUUUAUCAAGCCUUCGGUUGGAUUGUGCGCACUGCAGACUGCUAAUUGACCAAGCCUUUGUAUUAGAUGAAUUUAAUGUCUUUGCGGGAUAUAAAUAAGGAAACGUUGACAAUUUAGUAAAAAUGGACAGUGAGAUGUCCGACCCGGAGCACGGUCCAGGGAUGGAGACUAGCAGUAUGGACGGGGAGAAUGCACCUGUCUACUGUAUCUGUCGCAAGUCAGACAUCAACUGCUUCAUGAUUGGCUGUGACAAGUGUAACGAGUGGUUCCACGGCCACUGCAUAGACGUGACGGAGAAGAUGGCUAAGGGCAUCAGGGAGUGGUACUGCAUGCGCUGCCGGGACAAGAAUUCGUCUCUGGAGAUCAAGUUCCGGCCUAAGAAGAGCCACGAGGAGAGGAACAGCCUCGGAAAGAACAGCCACGUGGAACAUCCUCGGAAAGAGAAACGAGAAACGAGUCUACCAGACUUUAAGAUGGACAAGCGCCGAGGCUCACGGGUGAAGCGCUCUGCUCGCAUGUGUGGUGAGUGUGAGCCCUGCAGACGCACUGAGGACUGUGCACAGUGUGACUUCUGCAAGGACAUGAAGAAGUUUGGAGGUCCCAACAAGAUCAGGCAGAAGUGUCGCCUGAGGCAGUGCGAUGUCCGGGCAAGGAAAAUGCUGCGUGUGAAAGAUGAAGAGUUCCUGCGCGAGCGACGGGACAAUUCCAUGCACAGCCGCUACUCGGAUGACUUCGACGAGGAUGAGAUGGAGCUCUACCAGCGGUACAAGGCCAAGCGGAAGGCAGAGCCCUGGCUCAGUGAAGAUGAGGACGGACAUGUGUACAACCCCGUGAUGCGUAAAAAGGCUGUAAAGAUCAAGCACAUCAAGAGGCGGGAGAAGAAGUUUGAUAAGAAGCAGAAGGAGUCUCGCCGGCACAAGCAGAAACAGAAGCACAAAGACAAGGUGCGGCACACCGACCGCAGCGACGGACGGGACGCUGGCGAGGUGCGGCAGUGCCUCGGGCCCAACUGUAUGGAGUCAGCGCGGCCCGGCUCCAAAUACUGUUCGGAGGACUGCGGCAUGAAGCUCGCUGCCAACCGCAUCUACGAGAUUCUGCCCCAGCGCAUCCAGCAGUGGCAGCAGAGCCCAUGCAUCGCAGAGGAGCUGGGCAAGAAGCAGCUGGAGCGCAUCCGGCGCGAGCAGCAACAGGCACGCAUGCGCCUCACCGACAUGGAGCGCCGCUUCCACGAGCUGGAGGGCAUCAUCGUCAAGGCCAAACAGCAGAGCGCACAGGACGACCAGGAGGUAAACGAGGGAGACGGUGAAGACACAGACCUACAGAUAUUCUGUGUGUCCUGCAGUCACCCCGUCAACCCCAAGGUGGCACUAAGGCACAUGGAGAGGUGCUACGCUAAGUAUGAAAGUCAAACGUCAUUUGGGUCCAUCUUUCCCACACGGAUUGAGGGGGCAACGCGACUCUUUUGUGACGUGUACAACCCUCUGAGCAAAACCUACUGCAAGAGACUGCAGGUGCUCUGUCCGGAACAUUCCAGAGACCCAAAGGUGCCGACGGAUGAAGUGUGUGGCUGUCCGCUGGUUCGUAACGUGUUUGAACCGACGGGCGAGUACUGCCGCGUGCCCAAACGCAAGUGCACCAAACACUACUGCUGGGAGAAGCUGCGGAGGGCAGAAGUCGACCUGGAGAGAGUCAGAGUGUGGUACAAGCUGGACGAGCUGUUUGAACAGGAGCGGAACGUGAGGACGGCCAUGACGAACCGGGCAGGCCUCCUGGCACUUAUGCUGCAUCAGACGAUCCAGCACGACCCCCUUACCACUGAUCUCCGCAGCAACAAGGACAGAUAACCUUUGACCUCACACCUGUUGCAUUCUUAACCCUCUGGACACAGACCCCUUACCCCGCUUUUUGUAUUGUGCGUCAGUGGGACGGACGUAAGACUGAAGAUUUAUCCCAUUGUUGUCUUAUAAAGUUAUCGGUUACUUUUCUG